AACACCAACACAGUGUAUAUUUUUAAUAUUGUUAUUUUGUCGUCUGGCAAUACUGUCUCUCUCUCUACCCACCUACCUACGUGUGUGCAUUGUUAAUCAUCUAAUAAUUAAUAAAAGUGCAGUAAAAUACAUAAUCAGCGUAUAAUUCAAGCGUAUACAGUCCCGCUUCGCAACAUGGUCCUUCGGCUUUAAAGGAUCCAACGGGGGAUACACAAAUCACGAGCUGUUGGCAGAACAAAUACGGCGCGACGCGCUCACCAACUCGUUCCCGCCACUAUUUCUACGGGUCUUCGGUUCGGCGAGUGCGCGAUUUCGUGUCGGUCCAGCAAGCCAGUGCAUAAAAAACUAGACAGUGCAGUGCGUUAGUGCCGUUACGAUCAUACAAAGACAUCAAAUCUGGCAGAUUUGACGACGCGACGACUUCGCGCUCAUCAUCAGGUUCCCGCCAUUACGACGGUGAAUCGGCGCGAACGCGCUAUUUCGUGUCGGCUAGUGGUGUCGGCCAAGUUACGAGGUUCAUAGUCUGUGAACGCGACACGUCAAGCAAGCAGGGUGAAUAUUCUGAGCGCUAGGGACAGCAAGUUCGACAACUAGCGCCAGCGGCGAGCCUUGGAACUACGUGUGGCGGCCAAGCGGCGAACAUCGGCGGCCAUUCUGACGGUUUACUUUUUUCACUUGUCAAAAAUUUUCUCGUUGGAUUCAACAACUUUGCGUCGAAGUUAAUUUAUUAGUUUUUGCGAUUUAAAUCAUUGAAAAAGUAACUUAUAUUGUGUAAAUUUGUUCGGAACUUAAGUAUUUGUGUUAUAACCAAAGAUUUAACUGUGUUCUGUUGUUUGUAAAUAAGUAAAAAUGGAGAAGUUACAAGAGCUUGUGUCAAGAAGGCGUUACACAAAAGAUCUCCCAACAUCGAGAGCCUACCAAAUGGAGAGAGACACCGCCAUGGACCCUACCGUGGAGGACCUGCUCAAGUUUAUUGACAAGCAAGCACUGGCAUUGGAAAAUGUGGGGCCGGCCUGUGGCCAGUCGCAAUCACCACGACACACCAGUCAGCAGCAGCACAAGGAGCAGCGUCCAGCAUCCACGGGCAAACCGGUAGCGUACACUGCAGCGCAGGAGGCAUCAUGCUUACUAUGCUAUGCUGCCACCGGAGUCGACGAUCUACGAGUCUGCAACGCCGCCUAGCGGAGCGCAGCCCUCGGCGCCAGGUGCCCGGCAUCCACAGCUCAUCAUCACGCAGUUCGGCUAUGUAAUCGGGGGAAGCCUGCCUACACAAGUCUGCAAUAAGGUAGCAGUUUUUAAAUGCACAUGUGAGUCAGAUAUUAAUGAAAAUUUAACGAAUUUUUGGAAGAGUGAGUCCGUUCCAGAAAUUUAUAAUGAAAAGUCUUCAGAGCAAGAGCUCUGUGAGUAUGUAUUUCAAAAGACUGUUCAGUUGAAGGAUGAUUGUUUUGAGGUUGCUUUGCCCUUGAAACUGCCAUUAGAAGAUGUAAACGAUGCUCUCGGAGAUUCAUUUCAUUUCGCGUUAAAAAGGUUUUUAAACCUCGAAAAGAAAUUGCACAAAGAUCCCAACCUUUUCAUAGAGUAUCAAAAGUUUAUACACGAUUACGUAAACUUAAAUCACGGGCACUUCGUAGACAUUGAGAGCUACCAGCUUAGUAAGGACGCAGUGUACUUUCUGCCGCAUCAUGCGGUACUCAAGCCUGACAGUAAGACCACUAAGUUGCGUACUGUUUUCGACGCCUCAAUGAAAACAAAUAAGAAGGUAUCGCUUAACGAUUUACUGCUAAACGGACCGACCGUACAGAGAGAUCUUUUCGACAUACUGCUCUUGUUCCGUUUCGGUAACUAUACGUUCACUACGGACAUAAAACAAAUGUUCCGCAACAUCCGCGUAAUACCUGAGCAUACUUCCUUACAGAACAUUCUAUGGAGAGACAGCCCCGACGAGACCAUCAAGUGCAUUAGGCUGGAUCGAGUAAGCUACGGGCUGAAGAGCUCUAGUUAUCUAGCCACGCGGUGUUUGAAAGAGCUUGCUAUGCAUAAUGAGCGCGAACUGCCCUUGGCUUCGUUCAUUUUAAACAACUGCACGUAUGUAGAUGAUGUACUGUUCUCAAAUAGUGAUUUAGACUUGAUAGUAGAAGCAAAAUCACAGCUUCAGCAGUUACUGAAAAAAGGCAGUUUCAAGUUACAUAAAUGGUCAGCAAAUGACAGUAGAAUAUUAGAAGAUAUUCCCUCAACUGAACGGCAUUUUGACGAGUUAGAAUUUCAAAAUGACAACUGUAGUAUAAAAACCUUAGGUUUACAGUUGAUUGUGCAUCAGGACAAGUUUAAGAUAGUAAGUCCAGAAUCAUGCGAUGCAGAUAAUAUUACGAAACGCGAAAUAUUGGCGUACAUAGGAAAAUUCUAUGACCCGAUGGGUUUUGUAGGACCUAUAGUUGUACAGGCUAAGUCUAUAAUGCAGAAAUUAUGGUCCAGCAAAUCAGACUGGGAUUCCACGCCUGACGAUAACAUUAAAUCAGAGUGGACAGAAUUCUUAUCUAGUCUAGCUAAAAUGGAUCCGAUUUAUAUAAAUAGAAAUGUACAGUUCUCUGAUUCAGAUACAGUGGAACUCAUAGGCUUCUCUGAUGCAUCCAGUUCGACUGCAUACGGCUGCUGUGUGUAUCUGCGCGUCACCGACAAUGAAGGUAAAGUACAUAUGCAUUUACUCUGCUCGAAAUCCCGCAUAAAUCCUCUCCAGAAUAAAAACCUAACCGUGCCACGCUUAGAAUUAAACGCUGCGCUACUCUUGUCUGUGUUGAUUGCUAAGGUUACAAACACGCUUAAAUUGAAACUAAAGAUAAGUAGAAUUUACUUGUUUACUGAUUCCCAAAUCGUGUUGGCUUGGUUACGGACUGAAGUGAUGAAGUUGACGGCUUAUGUGGCGAACAGAGUGAAAGCUAUAACUAACAAUACUGCUGACUGUCAAUGGCUGUAUGUCAACACCAAGGAGAACCCCGCCGAUUAUAUAAGCAGGGGCGUCAGUCCACACGAGCUUAGUGGCUGCGAUAUGUGGUGGCAUGGGCCUCGAUUUAUGCAUGACAGUAAGUACAAGUUUGAUGAAAAUAUAGAGUUACCUGCAGAAUUACCUGAGAGCAGAGCCAGCGCAGCGAUCUCCUCCAACGUAGGGUCUGCGGCUCGUCCAGUGUCCGACAUAAUGCAAGGUAUACACAAAUAUUCUAGCAUCCAAAAAAUGGUACGUGUCUUAGCCUAUGUGUUAAGAUUUAUUAAUAAUUUAAAAGGCAGUAGGGUCUCGCAUAACUUUUUGUCGAGUACAGAAUUAAACUCUGCGCUAAUGUUGCUCAUUAAGUAUGAACAAGAGUUAUAUUUUAAAGAUGAAAUUGAAAGUUUAAAGAAAAAUGAAUGCGUCAAAGGCUCGUUAUUAAAUUUGCAUCCGUUUCUAGACAACCUAGGUAUUUUGCGUGUAGGCGGCAGGUUACACCACGCUAGUAUACCGUACGCACAAAAACAUCAGGCAAUAUUACCUAGAGAAUCGUACGUCACAGAGUGUUUGGUAAGAUCAGAACACGAACGCUUACUACACGCCGGACCUAGGCUGUUAUUGUCAAAUAUAAACCAGAAAUACUGGAUUACUAACGGCUUAUUGUAUGUUAAGAAAAUUACAAAUAAAUGUAUAAAAUGUUUCAGGCAGAAGGCCACAGCUUCCAAGCAGCUGAUGGGUUCCUUGCCGGCCGGCAGGGUGACUGCUUUGAGCCGUCCCUUCGAGAAAGUUGGAGUAGAUUUCGCAGGACCUAUAAAUGUAAAGCUCUCGCGCGUGAGACGAUCAGUCAUAGGUAAAGGCUACAUUUGUGUGUUUGUUUGUUUUGCCACUAAGGCAAUACAUCUAGAGCUAGCCUCAGAUCUCACAACCGAUACCUAUCUCGCGUGCCUACGUAGACUAAUAUCAAGAAGAGGCCUGCCGAAAGAAAUCUACUCUGACAAUGCUAGCACCUUCAAGGGGGCAAGGAACCAGUUGGUUGAACUUUAUAAGUUGUUCUCUUCCAAAGACCACCAAAGUAAAGUUAUGCAAUUUACAGCUGAAAAAGGGAUUGACUUUCAUUUUAUUCCCAGUCGUUCACCGACGUUCGGAGGCCUUUGGGAGGGUGCUGUAAAAAGUACUAAAUACCAUUUGCGAAGAGUAGUACAGAGUCACCAACUAACUUAUGAACAGUUGAACACUGUGUUAGUAGAGAUAGAAUGUGUACUUAAUUCUAGACCUUUGCUACCAAUGUCUUCAAGUGAUGUAAAUGACUAUAGUUAUCUGACCCCAGGUCAUUUUUUGAUAGGAAAUGCCCUCACAAUGUACCCAGAAAAUGAUGUAACAGAUGUUCCACAAAACAGGUUAAAAUUUUGGCAGUUAUGUACGCAAAUAAAGCAAUCAUUCUGGAAAAUGUGGCACAAACAAUAUCUCAAUGUGUUACAAAAUAGACCUAAGUGGUUAAAUGUUGCUCCUAAUAUUAAGAUAGGUACAUUGGUAAUUUUAAAGGAGGAUAAUGUUCCCUCCAUGUUCUGGCCAAUGGCUAGAGUGGUAAACACAUACCCUGGUCAUGACGGCCACGUUAGGGCCGUUGAAGUAAAAACUGCUAAUGGGAAAACCCAUACUCGAUCAAUAUUAAAAGUGUGUGCUCUUCCUUUAGAUGUAUAAUUGUUAUUUUUACUAUGUACUUAAUGUGUGUUUUCCUUAUGUGUAAUAAUUUAAUGUGUUUAGUGUCUUAUGUAUAGACCGUACAUGCCAAUAAGUCAAUGUCUCUAUUGUAACUUAAGUGUAACCUAACUGUAAGUAAUAGGUACAGAUUUUUAAAAUUGUAUUUCGUUAGCUAUUUGUUAGUAAAUUAUUGUAGGCGGCAGCAUGUUGGCAACACCAACACAGUGUAUAUUUUUAAUAUUGUUAUUUUGUCGUCUGGCAAUACUGUCUCUCUCUCUACCCACCUACCUACGUGUGUGCAUUGUUAAUCAUCUAAUAAUUAAUAAAAGUGCAGUAAAAUACAUAAUCAGCGUAUAAUUCAAGCGUAUACAGUCCCGCUUCGCAACAC
Plutella xylostella (diamondback moth) is the source of this 5066-nucleotide messenger RNA. Lineage: Eukaryota; Metazoa; Arthropoda; Insecta; Lepidoptera; Plutellidae. The record is from RefSeq and is a predicted model, not a curated record.